UGUCCGUACAAACUUAAGGUGUUCUUUUAUCUCUGCAUAAUAAACUUAUCUGCAUGUGAUACGGUGCCCCCACACUCGUGACAAACGCAAUAAACUGCUGAGGCAUGUAAAAUGUUUGUCAACGCCGACGAAACGUAAUACCUAGGCUACUUUGAGCAGAGGAGUUUUUAGACCGCUUAUUGUUUUAUAUCAUAUAAUUUGAUAGGACAUUGUUCCAACGCCUGGGGAAGUAGGCCUACCCAAACAUUUCCUCUGCCGUUGAAUUUACCGUGAGUCCCUUCAAAACUGACCAAAGGCGUUUCAGGGUUCAGGGAGAGAGCACUUUGUUUUGGGGAAGGAGAUAUCGGAUGUUGGUUUAAUAUCUUUCACACAUUGGUCGUGCACUUGCACUUGAAGGUUGAAUUGGAGCACCAUCGCCUUGGGUAGCUGUCGGUGCGAUGACUCAGGUUAAAGAUAGUCAUUGUUGCGAGGCGGUAUGUAACUGUUUCUUUGACUAUUCGACGUCGAAAACUUUGGUGAUACGAAGCAAGAAAGUUGGAGCCAUUAACCGCACCACUCAGGCCUUGGUUAUAGCCUACAUAAUUGGGUAUGUCUGCGUUUGGAAUAAAGGCUACCAAGAAACUGACACCGUUCUUAGUUCUGUCACGACCAAAGUGAAAGGAAUUGCUCUCACAAACACGUCAGAUCUUGGUCUCCGGGUUUGGGAUGUUGCUGACUACAUUAUUCCGCCUCAGGUACCAAUACGAGCUAAUAAAGACGAGGAGGAGAGCUCAUUCUUUGUGCUCACAAACCUGAUUGUGACAGACAACCAGACGCAAGCACACUGUGCAGAGAUCCCAAGUGAAUCUUCCAGGUGUUACACAGACAAGGACUGCAAAGUUGGAAUAAAAGGUCCUCGCAGCAAUGGUGUGCAAACAGGUAGAUGUGUGAUCUUCAAUCAGACUGUUAAAACAUGUGAGGUUUUUGCCUGGUGCCCCUUGGAAAGAGAUGAUGAGCCACCUAAUCCUCCAAUGCUGGGUGAUGCAGAAAACUUCACUGUACUGGUGAAGAACAACAUCCGAUUCCCCAAGUUUCAAUUCAGCAAAAGGAAUAUUUUGCCGCACAUAAACAGCUCCUAUUUGCAGGACUGUGUGUUUAGCCGCUCUAGUGAUCCAGAAUGCCCAAUCUUCAGGCUCAAAGACAUGGUGGAUGAGGCAGAAGAGGACUUCCAGACCAUGGCCGUUCAUGGUGGCGUGAUGGGGGUUCAGAUCAGAUGGGACUGUGAUCUGGACCUACCACAUACCUGGUGUGUGCCACGCUACAACUUCCGGCGCCUAGACAACAAGGACCCCACCAACACUGUCUCCCCUGGUUACAACUUCAGAUUUGCCAAGUACUAUAAAAACAAUGACGGCAAGGAAACCAGAACCCUAAUUAAAGGCUACGGGAUUCGUUUCGACAUUAUGGUUUUUGGAGAGGCUGGGAAAUUUAAUGUUAUCCCAUUACUGCUCAAUGUAGGGGCCGGCUUAGGCCUCCUGGGCUUGGUCACAGUGGUCUGUGACUGGAUAGUCUUAACCUUCAUGACUAAGCGGAAUCUCUACAGGGAACAGAAGUACACGUACGUUGAUGACUUUGGGCUGCUUCCAGAAAACUAAGGUGUCUUGCAGAAGAGAUGACCCAUCACAUGAUCACAAUUGAAGGAGACAUUGCACAUGAAUUAUGGUCUUAAUGGGUUUCUGUAAAUAUUUGAGAGCUGAUGUAAUUAAACAUUAUAAUAAAUGUGAUUUAAUAUAAUAUA
Messenger RNA from Engraulis encrasicolus (European anchovy), 1777 nucleotides. It is a transcript of the gene p2rx4a, whose product is annotated as purinergic receptor P2X, ligand-gated ion channel, 4a. Bases 438 to 1634 code for a protein of 398 amino acids. The record is from RefSeq and is a predicted model, not a curated record. Gene Ontology annotation, biological process: calcium ion transmembrane transport; response to ATP. Gene Ontology annotation, cellular component: plasma membrane; nuclear inner membrane. Lineage: Eukaryota; Metazoa; Chordata; Actinopteri; Clupeiformes; Engraulidae. The transcript is spliced from 12 exons. Gene Ontology annotation, molecular function: extracellularly ATP-gated monoatomic cation channel activity; ATP binding; purinergic nucleotide receptor activity.